Molecule: messenger RNA, 216 nt
Organism: Gongylonema pulchrum
Lineage: Eukaryota; Metazoa; Nematoda; Chromadorea; Rhabditida; Gongylonematidae
Source: the annotation of a GenBank genome assembly
AUGUGCUACAGCGAAUAUGUGGCGCUGAGCCUGUUCGAGGGCUACUAUUUGCAUCAGUUCGAUCGCUUCUGCGCUUACGCUGCAGACUGUGAGCAACGUGGGCUCCAGAACCAGUGCCUAUCGAUGGAUGAACUGGACGCUCAAGUACUGGCCACAUUUGUUGCCAAAAUUAACACGAACGGGUACAAGAAAUCCGAUGUCAAGUAUUCUCGGUAA